CUUUGCCCAUUUACUACUGUUACACUCAGCUGAUCAACCAAGGCCUCCCCGCCGUGCCUGGCAACACUGUAGCCUCCCAGACCAGGCCACCACAACAACACAUGGCGCCCACAACACUGUGACCCCGGGUAUAUUUAGCUGUGUCUUCCUGCGUCCUGCCGCCACCAUGAAGAUAACGCCCGUGACGUGCACCCUGGAGGAGGCGAAGGCGCAGGUGGGGCAGGAGGGGGCGUGCCUGAGCGAGGAGCAGCGCGAGAUAACCGUCCUCGUGCACCCCAAGUACACCCGAGACCAAGUGACCGGGGUGAGGAAGGAGCUGGACGCCCUCUCCAGCCGUUACAACAAGGAGUUGGGCGGGGUAGUGGUGGCUUACGAGAAGCUGCGGUUAACAUCACCAAGUGGCUGGUUGUUCGACACAAAUCCGUUCAUCCAUCUAAGGGUGUCAGCGCACUUUUUUGUGUUUUGUCCAGCUGCUGGGAAAACACUUAAGGCUAUUGUACGCAAGAAGUCCCCGCACCACCUGGGUUGUCUGGCUCAUGGCUCCUUCAACAUCUCAGUGCCACGGCCAGCCAAGGAGUCGGUGGAGGAUUGGGCAGGCACCCUGGCUGCUGAGGGUGACACUCUUACCCUCACAGUGCUCUUUACCUCCCUCACCAGCUACCUCAUGCCCUUCAUUCGUGCUUCCAUCCACCCAGACUGUGCCAAGGAACUGCAGGAGAGACCAGAGACAGCAGCAGUAGCAGAAGAAGAGGCAACUACGUCAGGAUCUACAGAAAAUGACAGAGCUCAUCUACCAAACACUAGAACCGUUUUUGAUGACGAUAGCGGAAUCAGCAGCAAUGAGGCAGAUGAAAAUGGCAAAACACAAGAGAAGAUAAGUGAAGAAACUAAGGAGGAAGAGGAAGAGGAAAAUGUUAGUAGAAAGAGGAAAAAGAGAGAUAAUGAUAGUGAGGAGGAGGAGGACAGUGGGAUAAAAAAGAAGAAGAAGAAAAGGAAGAAAUUUGAUGACGUAACUAGAGAGAUAGCUGAGGAGGAUGGAAAGGAAAAUGAAAUAAGAGGGAAGAAAAGAAAGAGAAAUGAGGAAGAGGAUGAAGGGGAGGAAGAAAACAAGAAAAGGAAGAAGAAAAAGAAGAGGGAAAGUGAUUGCUAUUCAGAAGCAAUAAAGAUAGAUAGAGAGGUGGAAGAAGAAACCAUCUCAGAUAACAUUACUCCAUCAAAGAAGAAGAAAAAAGAUAAAAAGAGGAAAAGUUUAGAAGCAGCAAGGUCUGUAGAAGGAGAGGAAGAAACAGGCAUUGAAAUAGGAAAGAAUAAUAAAGAAGGAGUAGUAAGUGAAACAAUAAAUCCCAUUAAUAAAAUAAAAAUGGAAAGACUGAGUUCAGAUGAAGCAGAGGAGAAAGGAAAGAAGGGGAUGAAGAAGAUAGAUAGAGAGGUGGAAGAAGAAACCAUCUCAAAUAACAUUACCCCAUCAAAGAAGAAGAAAAAAGAUAAAAAGAGGAAAAGUUUAGAAGCACCAAGGUCUAUAGAAGGAGAGGAAGAAGCAAGCAUUGAAAUAGGAAAGAAUAAUAAAGAAGGAGUAGCAAGUGAAACAAUAAAUCCCAUGAAUAAAAUAAAAAUGGAAAGACUGAGUUCAGAUGAAGCAGAGGAGAAAGGAAAGAAGAAAAAGAAAAAGAAGAAACAGCAGCAAGAAGAGGCAGGAGAUGAGUGGAUUAGUGAAAUAGUAAGAAAUAUAAAACAAGAAAAAAUAGAUGAGAAUGAAAGGAGGAAGGAAAGUUUAGAUAAUGGAGAAAAGGAAAAUGUGGAAAUGGCUGCGAGAAUAAAGAAAGAAAGGAAUCAGUCAAAUAAAGAGGAGGCAACAGAAGCUACAAUGAAUGUGCCUACGCCCAUCAAGAAGAAAAAGAAGCAGAAAAUGAGGAUGAAAGAGGAAAAAAUGAGCUCAGACGAAGGAAGAAGUCCUAAUAAACUGAUAACUCCACUUUUCAUCAUAAAACGAGAGAAAAGGAUGCCAGAACACAAGAUAAAGGCAGAGACUAAGGAGAGGGGUUAGUGGUGUGUGUGGUAAAUAAAUAAUAAAAAUUGUAAGCAUACAUGUGAUUAUUAUUAUUAUUGUUAUCAUUA
Molecule: messenger RNA, 2115 nt
Organism: Eriocheir sinensis (Chinese mitten crab)
Lineage: Eukaryota; Metazoa; Arthropoda; Malacostraca; Decapoda; Varunidae
Product: DNA-directed RNA polymerase I subunit RPA43-like
Exons: 4
Coding region: 167-2044 (625 amino acids)
Biological process (GO): DNA-templated transcription initiation
Cellular component (GO): RNA polymerase I complex
Source: RefSeq, a predicted model, not a curated record